GAAGUGCUUAAUAUCUUGCAGCAACCCCACCACCACCAUGGUUAAUGUGGGUCUCACCCGAGUGGAUGACGCUGUGGCAGCUAAACAUCCAGGCUUGCCAGGAUAUACUGCCUGCCAGUCACAAGCCUUUAUGAAGGGUGUUGUGACUUUCAUUACAGGCACAGGUGGAACGCUAUUGAUCCAGUCUAUGUUGGGGAAAAGGCUGCCUUAUCCUAUGCAGUGGAGAAUACUCAUAUCUGUGGUUACAGGGUCUAUUGCCAGCUAUGCAGUGACAAAGAGAGAAACUGAGAAGUGCUCCGAACUGUGGCUUUACCUGGAAACGGGACAGGCUUUGCAGUUACACAACAAAGGAGCACUGCAGACGUCCGAUACCGAUACAAACUCCAUUACAAAUAAGAACAAAUAUGGUGACAAGGUUGAAUAAUCCAUAUUCACCGAGCCUGGAAACCACUCUCAUCACUCCACUUGCAGCACAAAACAAUGAGUUCUUAUAUUUUAAUUUGUAUACCCCCUUCACAAAGAAGCCUAAUGUGCGUAAAGAAAUACAAGAAUGUCCUGUAAGAUACUUUGUUGGGGGUUGUUAUCGGAUGAUAAGGACACAUUACAUUUGAAUAUCUUUUUUUGCAUAGAGAUCGGUGAAGAGUACACAGUUACUAAUUGGCCAUCAUAUAAAAUGACUCGGCAAAUAGGGCAGCUGCCUGUCCCCAGAUAAAGGAGCAAUCAUAUUUUUCUACUAUGUUGUGUUGGUAUUGGCCAAAUUUAUAUUUAACUCUAAAUAUAUGUAUAUAAAUUAUGUUUUUCCUCUA
Pseudophryne corroboree (corroboree frog) is the source of this 806-nucleotide messenger RNA. It is a transcript of the gene TMEM141, whose product is annotated as transmembrane protein 141. The coding region runs from base 38 to 424 and encodes 128 amino acids. Lineage: Eukaryota; Metazoa; Chordata; Amphibia; Anura; Myobatrachidae. The record is from RefSeq and is a predicted model, not a curated record. The transcript has 5 exons.